This is a messenger RNA of Cuscuta campestris, 3331 nucleotides long. The record is from the annotation of a GenBank genome assembly. NCBI's taxonomy places the organism in Eukaryota, Viridiplantae, Streptophyta, Magnoliopsida, Solanales, Convolvulaceae.
CUUCCACUUCUUCGACUAAAUCAUCAAAACCUUUCCCAGAGAAAAAACUUUUGUCUCCGUCUGCCAGGUCCAUCGCGUAGUUCGGGAGAUUUUUCUCAUCUCUUCACCGCAUCUCUCCAUCUCUUCUUCGCCAGGUCCAUAUGAUCAAGAUUACGAGAAUCUUAAAUUGGGAUCAGAAGUUUUUGUGGCUUCAAAAUUAGGUUGUGUCCACGCGUCACUUCUUCCCCACUAAUUCACCGAAAGCAACUUCCAAAUUUAGGCAGAAACUGAUUCACCAAUGAGUCUCUUCUUCGCCGUCGCCAAAGGAAAGUAUCAAAAACAUACCCAAAUUGAGAUAUCUAUAUCCCUCCCAUGUCCCUCGAUCUCUUCGGAAUAUCCAGGCGCCGCAAUUCGUUCUCAAUUGCACCAAUUCUAUUCAAAUCUUUCCAAGAUUGAAGUUGGUUUAAUUUGGUUAUACUCCGUAUUUGACAAGAAAAUUGGAAGAAGCAGAAGAUUUGAGUUUUUGACAUUGCCUAGAGUGGAGGAAGCUGGAGUUGCUGUAUAACAAUUAAAUGUGUAUGUGAGCAUCUUUCUCUUAUACUAUCCAUUUUAGCAUACAUAACACUCAAUGAUGGCAAUUUUAUUUAUGAGCAUUUUGUUGAAAACAUGCAGUGGUUUCAUAUUUCAGUUUUCAUGAGUAAUUUACUGAGUAGAUAAAAGAUUUUAGAAAUAUUUGUCGGUUGAACCAGAGGAAUCAUUGCCUAUCUGAAGAAGGUAAGCUUUUUAGUGUGAGAUUAGACUUUUGAGCAAUCGGGGGUGUCAUAAUCAGUCUCUCACCAUGAACCCAUAUCAUUUUCAGGAGUUAAUACAAAUUUCCAUUUACUGAAAAUUGAUAUUGUUUUUUAGUUUGAACAGGAGAAAGGAGACUAGAGGUUGGUGCCAUGGUUCUUGCUUAUAGAGGUAUUUUUUGUUAGGUAACACGAUCCAUGACCUUAGAUGACUCUCCAUCCAAGCAAAGCAGCAUAUCCCUAGAGUGUUUUUGGUAUAUGUGCAACUGUGCUAUCAUGUUUUGUUGCUGAUUAAGGUUUCUCUAUUCAUAUUUUUUCCUUUGUUCUAUACAUUCAUUCUUGAAGGCCUUAGUGCUUUUAAUUUAUUAUUUCCACAUGUGUGCUUAUUGCUAAUUAUUGUCCCGUAUAACCGUAUUGGACAUGCAAGGUUGUGGGUCAAUUGUAGGGUUUUGAAUCUGAAUUUUAGGAUAAAAUAUUUGAAUAAAUUUAGUUAUAAAAUAGAGAUCUUCAUUUUUGAAUAAUAUUCAUUAAUGAUUGAAUAUUCUUUUCUUUCUUCAUUUAUAACAAAACUUUUAGUAAAACAAAAUACGCCUAGACUAUUGUUUUAAAUGAUUUACUAUUUAAAUUAAAUAAAUUAAAAGUUUGUCAAAUGUAAUUACAAAUUUCCAUUCAGAAUUGUGAAUUACGGAGAGAAACAUUGAAUUUAUAAUUUUUUAAUUUAAUGUUUUGAAUCAUAGAGUCGCUAAUCCAAGAUUUAUUUGAAUAAUGCGGUAAAGUGGAAGCUUAUCCUUUAAUAUAAUAUUUGAGAGUUGAUAGCCUAAAAUUUUGACACGUGGCAACCUAGGACUCUUAUUUUGACGACACAUUGGAUGACACGCGUCUAAAUAUUGGAGAAGCUCUCCUUCGUCGAACAACUCCGAGCCGAAUUAGGGAUUCUUUCCCUACUUAUUCUUCUCCGACUUCUUCGCGCAGAAAGUAGUAAAUUUCUUGCAAAUCUUCAUGCUGAAAAGGAAACAAAUAUGAUUCCUCGCUACAUUGGGUCACGGAAGGAAAGAAAUCACAGGUACUCCGAUAGCAUGAGGAUUUUCUUCUUCGGUACACCAAUUUUUCCCUAAUUUUUACCCGAAAUUAGGGUUGAUUAAUACCAAUAUGCUUUCUUCAAUUGAUUGAAAAAAUUAAAAUCGUGAUUCAUACCUAAUUCAUAUUCAUAUACCCUAAUUAGAUUUGAGAAAUCAUAUACCUAAUUUAUAUUAUAUUAAUAGAUGUAUUCUUUCUACCUAUAAUUCUAUCUAUAUAUACAUUCUCCUCAAGAACAACCUAGAAUUCCCGUUUUCUGAGAUUCAUAUUCCUUUUUGUUUUUUCGUUCAAUCCUUGACAAUGACCAUCCAUCCACUGUCGAAGAUCACUCCAAGCAGUGAAUGUUGGAGGAUAAUGGUUCGUGUUGUACGAUUAUUGUAUACUUUACCCGCUUAUAAUGAUGGGAGGACUAUAAAUUCCAUUGAAAUGGUGUUCAUGGAUGAACAUAUUUAUAUGUUGGAUGCUUGCUGCUCCAUAAAUCAUGUUCGGAGAUGUGGAAAUAUUCUAAGAACCUGCUGGGAGGAGACAUACAACCGAGUGUAUCAUAUCUUUUCAAAGUUGAUGUUAGUCGUACACACCGCAUUGAGUUUGAUCCUUCCUAUAAUGUCAUUUGACAUUUGUUUUGAUGAGAGAACCAUCUCGCAAUUCAAGGAAAGGAACUCAACGUUUUUCUUGGCCUAGGUUUGAUUAAAUUAUUAAUGGAAUAUAAAUUUUCGAGACUCAUAUCUUUAUUAUGUAUGAUAAACACAUUGCUUUUGGGAUGCUAAUAAAGAUGUUGUUUUGGGAAUUCCUAUUAAUAGACAGAUGUGACUUUGGGACUUUCAACUGGGGAAAAAUACUCGCAGCACACCUUCUCAAUGGGCGAAGCAUCAUCACGUGUGAAGGUUAGGUCUCUAAAAAAAUGCACGAAUAAAAUAAACUAACACCUUAUAUUUGCUUAUUUUAACUCGUGCUUGGCAUUGCAUAUGGGUAAGUGACAGGAAUAGGUGUACACUAGCACCUUAUAUUUGCUUCUUUUAAUAAAAAGUUUAGAGAUGAAUGCUAUUGGUUUCAAGCAAGAGAAUAUAGGUGCUAGCAGUACUGUAUAGAAAGGAAAAAAGGGGAAGCAAAUAUGUCUUAUCCUUGAGGUUAGCAAGGCAAAUUUGAAACAAGAAGAGGAAAAGCUAUUGUAUCAAGCAGUACUAUUUAUUCUGUUUAGACUUAAUUCAAACUAUGUUCGCACCAUAGGUAUUGUUUGUUAAUGUGUCUUGCAUUAAAGGAUUGUUUUUUCUGUCAUGCGGAAUUUAAUUGAAGAUUUUGUGGAAUCAAAGGAUAAUCACUUUGAACGUCUCGGAGAUGAUAUCACAUGCUCUACUAUUGACAAAAGAAUGAAAGAAGUUGAACAUUGUGAUAGAGACGGUGAAGAACCAAGCAAGAAGAUGAAGACCGUUAAAAUAGAGAAAAAUUAAUACUAGAAUUAAUAUGUGACCUUGAGAGUAUUGUUAUUC